UGCAAGUAAGUACUACUCCUACUAUUAGAUUUCCCUCCCAAAUACACCAUCACAACCUUCAUUGACCCAAAACGAUGAAGCAACCUCUCUUACCCAUCUCAUUAUCACUAUUACUCUCCCUCUUGUAUUCUACUACUUUAGCAUUAGCAACCCAAUCACCUUCUAUUGCACCAGUGCAACACAUCCCUACCCCACCAGCUGCAUCCCCUACAACUACAGCACCACUGGUUCCCACAUUACCCCAAUCACCAAGUGACAACACCCCUGACACUGGUGGAACCAAUGACAUUGUGGGAAUCCUAAGAAGGGCAAACUCGUUCAACGUCUUCAUCCGCCUCAUGAAAACCACCCAAUUAGUCAACCAACUUAACUCACAACUCAUAACCAUAAAAUCUGGUGGCUUAACCAUUCUUGCACCAGAAGACAGUGCCUUCUCAGAACUCAAACCAGGCUUCCUCAACUCUUUAUCUGAUGGCAAAAAACUCGAACUCCUUCAGUUCCACGUUCUUCCAGACUAUGUCUCUAGCUCAAACUUCGAUACCUUGACAAACCCUGUGAGAACACUAGCAGGAAAUAAACAUGGGAAGGUGGAACUAAACGUUAUAAGUUAUGGUGGCAGUGUGAACAUCUCAACGGGACAAGUGAACACCACAAUCACUGGCAUCAUAUAUACGGAUAAGCAUCUUGCUAUUUAUAAGGUGGGUAAGGUUCUUGUUCCUUCAGAAUUCUUCCCUACCAAGACAAUAGCGGCAGCACCUACUUUAGCACCGGCACCAGCAACCGAUGCGGCUAUGGCGCCUAAAUCUGAUAAGCAGAAGCCCUCAUCCUCUGAGGAUUCCUCGGAGACGUCGCAGGUUGUUCCCACUGAGACUUCUGGCGCUAUGAGAAGAAUAAGUUUUUGUGGAACCUUGGUGUCCCUUGUUCUUGGUGUUGUCUUCGUGGCAGUGUUUACAAAAUGAAUUUUUAUUGAUUGAUGUAUCUA
Molecule: messenger RNA, 982 nt
Organism: Abrus precatorius (Indian licorice)
Lineage: Eukaryota; Viridiplantae; Streptophyta; Magnoliopsida; Fabales; Fabaceae
Product: fasciclin-like arabinogalactan protein 12
Exons: 1
Coding region: 75-959 (294 amino acids)
Source: RefSeq, a predicted model, not a curated record